Messenger RNA from Uncinocarpus reesii 1704, 1320 nucleotides. RefSeq lists its product as uncharacterized. The transcript has 2 exons. Gene Ontology annotation, biological process: rRNA processing; ribosomal large subunit assembly. Gene Ontology annotation, molecular function: rRNA binding. Lineage: Eukaryota; Fungi; Ascomycota; Eurotiomycetes; Onygenales; Onygenaceae. The record is from RefSeq and is a predicted model, not a curated record. The coding region runs from base 1 to 1320 and encodes 439 amino acids. Gene Ontology annotation, cellular component: preribosome, large subunit precursor.
AUGGCGAAACGGCGCACGAAGAAACGGACGCAGGGCCCGGCCGCUCCACAGAAUGGCACCAUUCCCGUGAAGAAUGGAGCUGCAUCUAUGACUCGUUCCCCAAAGAGUAUGGUGGUCCGAAUGGGCGCUGGAGAGGUUGGUCCCAGUGUGAGCCAGCUUGUCAAAGAUGUGCGAUCAAUGUUGGAACCAGACACAGCAUCCCGGCUGAGGGAACGGAGAGGAAACAAAUUGAAGGAUUAUACGGUCAUGACCGGCCCGCUAGGAGUUACUCAUUUGCUCCUCUUUUCGAAAUCGUCCACCGGAAACACUAAUCUUCGAAUCGCUCUUACGCCCCGCGGUCCUACACUACAUUUCCGUGUUGAGAAUUAUUCGCUUUGCAAAGAUGUGAUGAAGACACAAAAGCACCCUCAAGUGUCCAGCAAGAGCCAUAUGAAUCCUCCGCUACUUGUGAUGAAUAACUUCAUGACAUCAAAUUCAGAGGGAGAAACUUCUUCCAAAAAGAUACCGAAACACCUAGAGUCUCUUACAACCACGGUCUUCCAGUCCCUAUUCCCUCCCAUUUCUCCUCAGACUACACCAUUGUCCUCGAUUCGACGCAUCAUGCUCCUUAACAGAGAAUUGCCUUCUGCAUCCAGUGACGUGGACCGGGAUUCGUACAUCUUGAACUUACGCCACUAUGCCAUCACCACGAAACGAGUUGGUAUAUCGAAACGGAUACGGCGUCUAGACCCUCGAGAACAGCGCCAAAAGGAUAAGAAGGACAGAGUGGUGCCGAAUCUGGGUAAACUGAAUGAUGUAGCAGAUUAUCUUCUAGAUCCGUCUGCUGCUGGCUAUACCUCCGCCAGUGAAACGGAGCUUGAUACUGAUGCUGAGGUUGAGGUGAUGGAAAGUACAACACGGAAGGUGUUAAACAAAAAGGAAUUGCAGCGUAUGAAGGCGGGCGAGAAGAAGGCAAAAAGCACAUCAUCCCCCAAUGUUGAAAAGAGAGCCGUGAAGCUGGUGGAACUGGGCCCUCGAAUGAAGCUUCGACUGAUGAAAGUAGAAGAGGGGCUAUGCGGUGGCAAAGUCAUGUGGCAUGCUUUGAAGAAUAAAACUCAGGCUGAAGCAGAUCAACUCGAGGAGACUUGGGAACAAAGGCGAAAAGAAAAGGAGCUUCGACGAAAGAUUCAAAGGGAGAACGUUGAGAAAAAGAAAAAAGCAGAAGCUACAGACGGCCAAGCUGCUGACGAUGAAGAUAAAAUGGAAGAGGACGACGAUAGUGAGAUGUGGGAUAGCGAGGAUUUCAGCGAGAAUGACCAGCCAGAUGAAGAUGAAGAUUAA